UCUCUCACCAAAAAAAUUAGUUCAUCGGCGGUGGAGAGAGGGAGAGUUGGUCGCAAAUCGAUCGCAAGCAUCUGUGCCACAUCGCCGCCAUGUCUGCCGCCAUGUUCGCCGCUACAACCAGCGGCAUACGCCCAGACGGAGAAGACGCUUUCAUUCCUUCAUCUGUCUGCAAACAAGGCGAUGUCAGUCAGUCCCUUGACCCCGGACUAACUCAAGCCGUCCCCUUCUCGUCCGGAAACCCUAGAAUCGAUGAAACGCGGGGAAUCAUGCAUCUCUUUCGCGAAGACGCUUCCUCUUUUCAGAAUCUCCCGGUGGAUAGAAAGCCUCUUGUGUGUGUGCUGGCCGUUCCGAACCACAUGACAUAUGCCGAUUUCUGCAGUUUCUGCGGCUCCUUCGUGCAGCACAUGGCUGAAAUGCGGAUUCUGAGGAACGAUGGCAUGGAAGAUCAGUAUAGCGUACUUAUUAGGUUCAAUGACCAAAGUUCUACAGAUAGUUUCUUCAAGCAUUUCAGGGGAAAGAGGUUCUCCUCGCUGGAGGUUGAUGCUUGUCAGGUGUUAUAUACGUUGGAUGUAGAAUAUACAGGCUCAAUAGAACACGCACAGGGCACACUCGCGAGCUCAGCAGAGCAAGUGAAUUGCGCAGUAUGUCUUGAGAGAUUAGACCAAGAUGAUGGUGCGAUUCUCACAACAAUUUGCAAUCACUCUUUCCAUUGUUCUUGUAUAUCAAAAUGGGCAGAUUCUUCUUGUCCGGUUUGCAGAUAUUGUCAACAACAACCCGACAAAUCAACAUGUUCUGUUUGUGGAACUUCUGAAAACCUGUGGAUAUGUGUCAUCUGUGGCUCUGUUGGCUGUGGAAGAUACAAGGAUGGACAUGCAAUAAGACAUUGGAAAGAGACGCAACAUUGCUUCUCACUUGAACUGGAAACUCAAAGAGUAUGGGAUUAUGUAGGAGACAACUAUGUCCACCGUUUGAUUCAGUCAAAAACUGAUGGUAAACUGGUUGAGCUGAACUUUCAUGGUGCACAUGCUGACGAUACCUGUGGAAGUUGUAAUUGUGGGGAUUCAGGAAUUGAUGAGGCCCUCUUCAACAGUAAAUUUGAAGCUAUUUUGAUGGAAUACAAUGAUCUUCUGACAUCGCAGCUUGAAAAUCAACGGAAAUAUUUUGAAUCGCUGCUUCAAGAAGCAAAGGAAGAAGAUGAGAGAGAAAUUUCAAAAGCGGUUCAGAAGGCUGUAAAUUUGAGGCUACAAAAGCUUAAAACCAAGUUAAAUAAGCAUAUCGAAGAAAAAAGAUUUCUCGAGGAUAUUAAUGAAAAUCUUUUGAAAAAUCAAGAGACAUGGAAGGCGAAAAUUCAGCAGAUGGAGGAAAGGGAGCAAGCAGCUGUUAGACGCAAGGACGAGAAGAUACAAAAAUUGGAGGAACAGCUUCAAAAUCUAAUAUGUUCCAUUGAAGCCCAAAAUGCAGUGGAUGACAAUCCUCCCUCGCUGGUCUCAAAUGACAUAAAAAAUGUAAAAAUAGCCCUACCGGGAUCAUCAUCAUCAUCAUCCCGUUCAAAAUAAACAAGUUCUAGUCCUGCUAAUAGCAGCUGUAGGAGAAGCUGAGCCGUUCUGAUUUAUCUUUGGAUGGUCCGGCGUCCACAUAGAAUAAUUCAAUGGAGAGCACUAUUAUUGCUCAUGAGACAAUUUAAACUAAUUUGUAUUGCUAUAAGUAUUAAUCAUUUAAUCUCAUUUUGGCUAGUUUUCUAGCCAUAAUUAGUAUGCUAAAAAAUUAAAAUAACUAGUGAAGGCAACGUAGGAAGAACUACAGCCAUUAUGUAUAUGGUCGAAUAAUAUAUAUUAUAGGAGUGUUCUGUAUCUAAUAUUAUGUAUAAAAAUAUCUGCAUUAAAUUAACUGUUAUGCUUUUCCUAUU
Molecule: messenger RNA, 1906 nt
Organism: Dendrobium catenatum
Lineage: Eukaryota; Viridiplantae; Streptophyta; Magnoliopsida; Asparagales; Orchidaceae
Product: BRCA1-associated protein
Exons: 12
Coding region: 90-1556 (488 amino acids)
Biological process (GO): Ras protein signal transduction; protein ubiquitination
Cellular component (GO): cytoplasm
Molecular function (GO): ubiquitin protein ligase activity; zinc ion binding
Source: RefSeq, a predicted model, not a curated record